GCAUUCCUUAUUAAAUGAAAUGAAUUAAAGCGGAAAACACAUGUAGUGAUUUCCAGAGCCCUGACGUCAUCAUACCGCGACAGAAGCGGGGCCAGUUGGCUGACGCAUGGUUGGAGUUCAAGCCGGGAUUUGAUCGGAGAGACAAAAUGGAUCUGGUGCCUAGCCCGGUCACCCUCGGUGUUUUAGCAGGAGUGAGCUGUGGGCUGUGUUUAGGCUGGUUCCUUCGCGGUCGCUCCUCCAGGUGCCCCAACACCCUGAAGCCUCCGGCGGGGAAUGACCCGGGCGGCGAGACCAGCGUGAUGGGAGAGGGAGGAGAAUUCAAAAUGAUCCUUGUGGUACGAAGCGACCUGAAGAUGGGGAAGGGCAAGGUGGCGGCGCAGUGUUCCCACGCCGCUGUCUCGGCAUACAAGCAGGUCCAGAGGAGGAGCCCGGAGAUGCUGAAACAGUGGGAGUACUGUGGGCAGCCGAAGGUCGUGGUCAAGGCCCCCGACGAAGACAGCUUGAUCGAACUGCUGGCUCAUGCAAAGGAGCUGGGGCUGCCUAUUAGCUUAAUCCAGGACGCUGGGCGAACCCAGAUUGCUCCAGGUUCACGUACAGUGUUAGGUGUGGGGCCUGGCCCUAGUGACCUAGUGGACAAGGUAACUGGACACCUGAAACUCUAUUAAUGGCCCGUUUCCUCUGCUAAACCACAUGCAGUCAGAGCUCAAGCCCUUCGUAGAAUCUUCCAACCUUUGCCCCCUUAAAAACAUUUCAAUAUAUCUGAAGAUCAGUCCUAAGUGAAUGCACAUGUUCGUAAUAUAUCAGCAACACAGGUUCCAGGUGAAAGUAGAGAAUAUUUACAAAACCAGAUUAUAAAGAAGGAGAGCGGGGGGAAUUGUUCUUACCCAGUUAAAUCCUUUUGAAAGCUUGGAGUCAACUCCAAAAUAAGUUAAUCCAUAUUUACUUUGCAUUGCCUGGAUAAAAUAUAUUUUUUAAAGCGGUUGUAAAAACUCAUUCCUGUUGUAUUUUGAGUAACAGUUGAAGUAUUAACUUGAUCUAUUCCAGUUCCUAUGCAGUUAAAGAGUUUAUUUUUCUUCAUUCAGAAAUCAAUCCUCAGACUCUAUCCCUUCAGUCCUGUAAUGCAAUAUAAUAAAAACAGAUAUUGCUACACCACUGCAAUCAAUGGAAGAAUUCUGCUUUUGGUCCCUUAAAAGUCUUAACUUAAAAGGUGUAGCAUAUCAUUUUAAAUAUCUUUAAAAAAACUACAAAGGAUGCUACAAAAUCAAUCAUUCUAUUACUAAGUGAAAUAUGUUAAAAAAACAGCAUCUAUGUAUUAAUGAAUAGUCAAGAAAAUGUUUCAGACCAUUUAACUUGUACUUCUCAAACAGUAGUGGUAGGUGGUCUUUAUCAGUGCUAAUCUGGUCCAUCUGGUUAAACCACUCAGUAAACUAUUCAUAACCCUG
Molecule: messenger RNA, 1442 nt
Organism: Lepisosteus oculatus (spotted gar)
Lineage: Eukaryota; Metazoa; Chordata; Actinopteri; Semionotiformes; Lepisosteidae
Gene: ptrh2
Product: peptidyl-tRNA hydrolase 2
Biological process (GO): positive regulation of anoikis; negative regulation of anoikis
Cellular component (GO): cytosol; mitochondrion
Molecular function (GO): peptidyl-tRNA hydrolase activity
Source: RefSeq, a predicted model, not a curated record